UCUGAAAGGGGCAGUCUCCAAAUGCCUGUUGAGUGUAGAAGCCUGUGAGAUGUGAACUAGAGAGCUAGAGGAUGUUUCUUGGUUGCCACUCUGAUGCAAGGAGGCCCUGGUGCCAAUCUUAGCUGUUGCAUCCGACGCAGUGGAAUGUGGAUUUUGACUGCAGCAUUUUCCUAAGAAGGUAAGCCAUAUCACCAGAUCUGAGAAAGGGGAUACUGCACACUAGCAAAGAAGCCAGCGGACUCCCUGUAUCAAACACUCCUGGCCAGCCCUUCCACUGAGCAAACUGGAAAAUGGAAAUGAAGAGAAAUACAACAAAGCUGCUGUGGCUCUUGAUGUUCUCUGAUAUUGUGCUAUUCAGCUAUGAGAAAUCACUGCGAGAGAGAGCUAUCGAGCUGAUGCAAGAUGCGCGUUUGAUCGAUGGCCACAAUGACUUGGUACUGCGGCUGAGAAUAUUUUACCAAAAUAGACUCAGUACAGUCAACCUAAGAGAACUCAACAAGACCCACACAAACCUUGUGAAACUUCAGGCUGGUUUUGUGGGAGCUCAGUUUUGGUCAGUGUAUGUUCUUUGCAGCGCUCAGAACAAGGAUGCUGUGCGUCUGACCUUAGAGCAAAUUGAUGUUGUCAAGAGGAUGUGUAACAGCUACCAAGAGCUUGAACUUGUGACGACUUCCCAAGGUAUCUCUGACAGUAGAAGGAUUGCGUGUUUGAUUGGAAUAGAAGGUGGUCACUCCAUUGACAGCAGUUUGGCAACACUGAGGAUGUAUUAUGACCUUGGUGUUCGUUACAUGUCUUUAACACAUUCCUGCAAUACACCUUGGUCUGAAUCAUCAUCUAAAGGAAUGCACAACUUUUACCCCAAUGUUAACGGUCUGACUGCAUUUGGCCAAGAAGUGGUAAAGGAGAUGAAUCGUCUGGGUAUGCUGGUAGAUUUAUCUCAUACUUCAGAUAUGACAGCUAAAGCUGCAUUGAGUAUCUCAAAAGCACCAGUAAUUUUUAGCCAUUCCUCAGCGUUUUCUGUUUGUAAUCACUCAAGAAAUGUUCCUGAUGAUAUCCUCCAGAAAGUGAAAAAGAACAAGGGAAUUAUCAUGGUGACUUUCAAUGCAGAUGUACUGGCCUGUGGCAGAAAAGUUGUUAAUGUUUCUACCCUUGCAGACCACUUUGACCACAUAAAGAAAAUUGCAGGUUCAGAAUCGAUAGGAAUUGGUGGUGACUAUGACGGAGUAGAACGUUUCCCCGAGGGAUUGGAAGACGUUUCUAAAUACCCUUCUUUGAUUGAGGAACUUCUUAGAAGAGGAUGGAACGAAACUGAACUGAAAGGGGUCUUAAGGGAGAACUUCCUCCGUGUCUUCAGAGAAGUGGAAAAUGUGCGGAACCUUAGCAGACUAAUGGAUGUAGGUGAAAGUGAAACUCCACAAGAAGUACAAAACUCCUGUCGCCUAGAUCUACGUAAUCAUCAGCCUCAGAAACUGAGGUCUUUUGGAUUUUCUUCUGUGGCACAACCUUUGAGUCUGACACUUGUAACUAUAUCACAUUUAAUACUGUAUUAUGAAUUGUGAGCCUUAUGGAGACUUGAGAGAGAUAUAUGGAGUAAUUUGAAAUGCAACUAGUUAUCAUUUGGGGAUUUUGUUAAGGUAAAGCUAUGCUAAAUAUUUUAGAUCAUUUCUUUAAAUUUGCCUGCAUACUUGAAAGUUAAUGUAGUUUUUAAAUGCUGUCGCAAAAGUAUUUGGAUUUUAAAGUGAUAAAUUCUGUGUCAUCCUGGCUAAACCAGUUCUAACAUUGUUAAUGGAAAGUAUUCACAUCUAAUGAAGAAAUACUCUCAUACACACUGGA
Messenger RNA from Neopsephotus bourkii (Bourke's parrot), 1833 nucleotides. RefSeq names its product dipeptidase 2-like. The record is from RefSeq and is a predicted model, not a curated record. The transcript has 12 exons. Gene Ontology annotation, biological process: proteolysis. Bases 291 to 1559 code for a protein of 422 amino acids. Gene Ontology annotation, molecular function: metallodipeptidase activity. Lineage: Eukaryota; Metazoa; Chordata; Aves; Psittaciformes; Psittacidae.